This is a messenger RNA of Stylophora pistillata, 3857 nucleotides long. RefSeq lists its product as uncharacterized. Gene Ontology annotation, molecular function: signaling receptor binding. NCBI's taxonomy places the organism in Eukaryota, Metazoa, Cnidaria, Anthozoa, Scleractinia, Pocilloporidae. The record is from RefSeq and is a predicted model, not a curated record.
UGUUGAUCAUUACACAUUCUUCAAGCGGAAGCAAUAAGAGAAAACGUUAGAAACCUAUAUUCCAGUUAAAUCUAUUUGGUUGCAUCUAUGUAGAUGUGAAGCUGAGUGUCUUUUUUUUUUUUAAGCUAGAGGAACCCAGGCUAUGGUUGCAAGUAUAGUGCUGGGGACUACGGAAAUAUGUCUGGAAUGCUCUCGUUGUGCACAGAACCGUAAUUUGAUAAUAGAUUCAGCUCUGAUACAGCGCGUUGGUGAACCUAGAUGCACGCAUGAAUCUUUCGCCGGCCUAUGACGCAAGCCCAAAUUGCUAAGUUGAAGAUUCUUAUUUUUUUAGAAUCAGCUCUAACGGAAGUAGUACAAAAGGUUUCUUUCUGCGAAUUAAUUAGGAACGAUAGCCCGUUAGCCAGCUUACGACUUCCGCUCGUGCAUUCCAUAUUAGGGACUUGAAGCGGAGUGCAAGCGCCAAGUGGUGUGACUUUGCCCUUGCGAGUAGUGCGAGUUUAAUUUGGAUUUCCUGGUGUGUUGUAUGUCUUGAAGGUGGAAUACGAGUUCAUUGAAGAACAGAAUACACUUUGGAUAACCAGGCAAUGCAUUCUCAAGAUUUUGGGAAUGAUGAAGCCCGCGUGAAUGAUCCUUUGAUUGUCAAGGCAAUUAUUCCACAAAGAGUUCAAAACGAUGUAAAAGAGGAGAUAGUGAUUGUUUUUAACAAGCGCUUAUCUUCUAAAGCAAAAAGUCAAUUUACUGUUGAUUUUGUCGGAACGGGUGGUGCAGUUCAAGUAACUGCCAAGCAGCUGAACAGCUCAACCCUAAUUUUGGAGACACCAGAAUAUCCUGUGGCGAGUGUUGUGACAGCCUAUGUCUACCAUGGAAUAAAUCGAAGAUUGUUAGGCCAACACACAUUUGAAUUUCUGUCAAGGAGUGACACAUUCUAUAGACUGCUGUACACAGAACUGGAUCCUGUUAAGUUUAUGUGUGAAUCCCUGAGUUUGUCCUCAGUUGAUGUACUAAGUCUGGACUGUGCUUUGGCAGAAACAUUCAGCUCAAAUGCUCCUGAAGGAUUCAAUUUGCUAGGCAUCCACAAAAAUACUAAAGGUAAAGAAUCAAGUGCAGAGCAUCCAACUCUUCUGCACUUUGCAGCGCAGUUUGGACUAAGCAGGCUCAUUGCCACACUUUUACAUUACCCUGGAGCUCAAGAGGCCUGCGCUAUUAAGAAUUAUCAUGGGCAAUGGCCAUACAAUAUUGCAGAGGAUCAGGGUUUUAAACAACUGGCAGACAAUCUGCGUAAUUUCCGUGAUCAAGGAGAUCCAAAUCAAAUCUAUGCUGAUGUGGGUGAUGAUGAUGGUUACUAUGUCAAAAUGCAAAAGGAUGAUGGUUCAUAUGGCUAUGUACCUAUGGGUGGAGAAGGCCAUGGACUUUAUACUUAUAUGAAGGGAAGGAAAUACAUAAAUUUGGACAAACAAGAAGACGAGGCUGGUUAUUAUGUGAAGAUGCGAAACAGCGAUGGCUCUUAUCAUUAUGUUCCUGUAAAUGGAGAGGAAAGCCAGAGUGGUAAGUUAUAUGAAGAUGUCAAAGAGAAAGGGAAGUACAAGGCCACCCAACUAUACACUGAAUCUGAACAGUAUGAAGCAGAGGAUUCCACAUAUGCAAAUUUUCAGGCUGAAGUUACUGCUGAUGAUGAACUUUAUGAAGCAAUGGAAGGCAAUCCCAAACGUGAAGAAACACCAGAAGAUUUUUAUAUGGAUAUGGCAAGAGAACAAGGAGAAGAGGAUCCAUCUGAAUUAUACACAACAAUGGAGGAGGCAGUGGAGCCACCAGAGGUUCCUCCUGGUUAUGUUACACCAAAGUCAAAUUUACCAGUUCAUCCAGAUCCAGGAUUCUACCGCUCUGCCAGCAUAGCUGCAGCUAUUAGGGCUAGAGAAGAGGCGAAGAAGACUCAGUCCUUACCACCAAUAAAAGGCAAAAUGUCUCAAGAAGAACUCUUACGAAGAACAUUAAAACAAAGUGGACUUUACUCAAGUGAAGCAAUCGAAGAAAUGGUGAGCCGUAUGCAUGUGGGCAGCUCAUAUUCUGCGGCACAAAUUCAAAGGACGGGUUCAGUAAGCUCAAGGAGCUCCAUUUCAACUAUAAGCAGUACUGGCAGUGGUAGCAGUAGCAGUAGUGGAGUAAGCUCAGGACAUGAGUUGUUACACCACGAAGAAGACCCUGAAGAUGUCAAUAAAGAUGAAGAAAUACACCUUACUCGAGAAGAACUCUUUCAGAAUAUUAAGCAGUCCCAAUCAAAGAGUCAUAAUGAUGACGACACACAAAGUGGAGAUGCUCCACCUCCCCUUCCACGCCCAGACUAUGAUAAAAAGGAGAAAGUCACAGAAGGCACAGGGAGAAGACCUCAUCCAAGGCCCAGGCACAGUACACUACCUGUGGACAAGAAAGAUCUUGAGGGAAUAAUCAAAACAGGGCCUCCUCCUCCAAUCAAACGACGCAGCAGUGAGCCUCCUGAUGUUAUGGCAACCACAACCUCAACCUCAGAUUUCCAGUCAAAGACACCUUUUAGAACACUACCAAUGCACCAUGAGAGACCUCCAGCCAGUAUCCCUGAGGAAAGUCCAGCAGGGAGACCACAAAAGAGCCCUCCUCCUCCCGUUCCUCGUGGGUCUAAUCUUCCUCUUGAUGAACCAAGGCAGCCAGCACCACGAAGAGCACCACCAGGAAGUAUUGCAUUACCAGGCUUUCCUGAUACACCCCCUCCUCAACCACCUGUCAGGGGACCGAGGGUUCCACCACGUGUUCCCCCAAAAUGAAAAUAUGACAAUUGAAUAGAAGGAAAAUUUCCACACCUACCAGCUUUUUUCUGAAAUACAGUUGAGAUUUUCCACUAGGGAGUAUCAGGAUUCCAGACUAUUAUUGGACAACUUCCAAAGUCUUUUAAGGAUAAUGGAAGACAUCCAAAAAGCCAAACUGUAAAAGUUUGAAGUAAACUAGUUUUACCUCUGAAGCAUGCUGACCUCAGAUUUAGAUAAUGCAGUUAUGUAAAUUAUUUUGCCAGCAUAUGUUGGCAUGAGCUUGCUAGCUAUCCAAACUUUUACAGAAUGAAUUUAAUGGUGUUAGAGACAGUUCUGUUCUGACCAUAAUUGAUAAAAUGGUACAUUCUGAUGUAGGCUUUUUUGUAAACAUAAGGAUAGUCUUUACGAGUUUGUGGAUAUAUUUCAAAUAUAUUAGCGAAAUAGUACUAUUAGGUGGUGCAUUGUUUUUUAGACGAAGUUUGCCGCACUUGAACUUGAAGGGUGAUUUAGAUUUAUUUUUCAAAGUUUUUCGAAAGUGUGGUUCUUAUUUUAUGUAAACAAUUUGAUUCAGUAUCACUGCUCUGUUAUCAAUCAAGAUAGAUUGAAUGCUAUUCACUAAUUUGAAACUUGACAGAGGAAGUUACUGUUUUCAAAUGGCGGCUUACAUUAAACUUCUUAUGGAACAAAAGGUAAUUUAAAGUACAACAUAGUUGUUGAUUCAAAUUGUAGGAACGAUAUAAGUGCAUGUUAUUUUAUUUUGGCGAAAAAACGAAUUUUUAUCGAUAUGUAUUUUUUUUUUUUUCACUUUUAGAGCGACAGAUAAUGUAUGCUUUCAUUUGUAGUGUUAAGUGUUUUUCGACAGAGUCAAAUUCCCCUUGUAGAGGGAAGAGAAGAGCCUUCAUGCCGUUUACUGUUUUUACCAUAGUUUAUAUGAUUAUUAUAUUUUUAAACGCGGGUAAUUUAUAUCCUUUCUUAGAAUAGAUCGUUUUUUAGAAAAUCAUCUCGCUUUAAAAAUGUAUUCCGUUUGCCUUUGUAUUUUACACAAGGAUAGUCGAAUAAAAGUAUUUUUUACCAUUCUGA